UCUAUGUCGAUGAAUGAAUCCAUGCUCCACGACAAGAGCGUCGAGGAGCUCCGGAAGCUCUUGUCGGAUAAAGAUGCCUACGAGAAUUACCUCCAUUCGAUCGAGGAGGUGAAGCAAUUGGACAGUGACACGCUCCGGAACGAUUUGAAGAAGAGCAAUGUGACCCUUGCAAGACACAAUUUGGGGAAGGAAUCCGAGAUGGCUGAGCUUAGAAAUCAGUGUAUGAUCAUCAGAACGACCGAGUUGGCCACGGCACAGGAGAAGUUUUUAGACGCUCAAAGGCGAGAGAAAGAGAUAUUGGCAAGGAGCUCGCCAGCAUCAAUUCUAAACAAGCUUCAAGAGGCGGCCAAUGCGGCAGACGACGAAUCUGAGAGUUUGCAUCGCAAUUUACUGAGUGGCGAGCUUGAGGUCCCGGGGUUUCUCCAAAAGUAUAGGCAGCAAAGGGUUCUCUAUCACAGAAGAACAUUGCUUCGCUUGGCCGCUCUGGCUUGUUAAUCAGAUCGAAAACAUUAUACGUGAACCAAAGCAUAGAAUGUGUCGAAGAUAUAUGUCUGUAUGAUUUCCAAUGCUCCUUUCACAUAGAACGCUAAAAAGA
This is a messenger RNA of Selaginella moellendorffii, 595 nucleotides long. Its product is annotated as vacuolar protein-sorting-associated protein 37 homolog 1. NCBI's taxonomy places the organism in Eukaryota, Viridiplantae, Streptophyta, Lycopodiopsida, Selaginellales, Selaginellaceae. The record is from RefSeq and is a predicted model, not a curated record. Gene Ontology annotation, biological process: ubiquitin-dependent protein catabolic process via the multivesicular body sorting pathway; protein targeting to membrane; protein targeting to vacuole. The transcript is spliced from 6 exons. The coding region runs from base 4 to 495 and encodes 163 amino acids. Gene Ontology annotation, cellular component: ESCRT I complex.